Messenger RNA from Gadus chalcogrammus (walleye pollock), 2301 nucleotides. Its product is annotated as adenylate cyclase type 8-like. Gene Ontology annotation, molecular function: adenylate cyclase activity. NCBI's taxonomy places the organism in Eukaryota, Metazoa, Chordata, Actinopteri, Gadiformes, Gadidae. Gene Ontology annotation, biological process: intracellular signal transduction; cAMP biosynthetic process; adenylate cyclase-activating G protein-coupled receptor signaling pathway. The record is from RefSeq and is a predicted model, not a curated record.
AUGGAAUUAUCAGAAGUUCGGUGCUCGAGCGCGAGCGAGGAGUUGUACACCAUCAACAAGACGCCGACCGGUGGGGGCGUCAGCAGCGCGCGCCCCAAGCGCCUGCUGUGGCAGAACGCUGUGCGGCACAUUACCGAACAGCGCUUCAUCCACGAGCAAGGAGGCGCCGCGCAGGACGGCGGCGCGCCGCGCGAGGAGGACGACGCGCGCUACGACGAGCAGGGCGCGCGGAAGCAGUCGGCCGGCCGGACGUCCGUCGGUGAGCGGCACAACAACGGCGGGAACGCCAAGGUGUUCCCGGAGCGCGCGAGCAGCGACCUGGGCUUCCUGCAGAUCGACUGCGCGCCCAGCAAUUCGGACUUCUUCCUGAACUGGGGCUACACGUACCGCGGCGUCAUCUUCCCCACGCUGCGCAACUCCUUCAAGUCGCGGGACCUGGAGCGCCUCUACCAGCGAUACUUCCUGGGCCAGCGGCGGAAGUCGGUGGUGGUGAUGAACAUCCUGGACGUGGUGACCAAGCUCACGCUGCUAGUGCUGCACCUGACGCUAGCCUCGGUGCCCAUGGACCCCGUCAAAGGCGCGCUGCUGGGCUUCUUCACGGGCGUGGAGGUGGUGAUCUGCGCGCUGGUGGUGGUGCGCAAGGACACCACCUCGCACAGCUACCUGCAAUACAGCGGGGCCGUCACCUGGGCAACCAUGGCCACGCAGAUCCUGGCGGCGGGGCUGGGCUACGGGCUGCUGGGCGACGGCGUGGGCUACGUGCUGUUCACGCUGUUCGCCACCUACAGCAUGCUGCCGCUGCCGCUCACCUGGGCCAUCAUGGCCGGCCUGACCACCUCCGCCCUGCAGGUCGCCCUUCAGCUGCUCGUCCCGCGGAGCACGCCCCUUUCCACCAACCAGCUCCUCCUCUCCCUGCUCCUCCUCCUCCUCCUCCUCCUCCUCCAGCUCUGGUGUGACUUCGACAAGUCCAGCACCUUUAGAAACCAGACUUACAACGAGUCAAUAUUCAUCCCGGACAUCUGCUUCUACCCCGAGUACUUUGUGUUCACGGGCGUGCUGGCGAUGGUGACGUGCGCGGUGUUCCUGCGGCUGAACUCGGUGCUGAAGCUGGCCGUGCUCCUGGUGAUGAUCGCCGUCUACUCCCUCCUGACCGAGGCCUUCUACAGCUCCCUGUUCCUGCGCUACGACGCGGUGCACCGCAACACAGAAAACUUCCUGGGGACCAAAGAGACGUCUCUUCUGCUGAUGGCCAUGUUCCUGCUGGCGGUUUUCUACCACGGGCAGCAGCUGGAGUACACGGCGCGGCUGGACUUCCUGUGGCGGGUGCAGGCCAAGGAGGAGAUCAACGAGAUGAAGGAACUGCGCGAGCACAACGAGAACAUGCUGCGCAACAUCCUGCCCAGCCACGUCGCACGCCACUUCCUGGAGAAGGACCGCGACAACGAGGAGUUGUACUCGCAGUCAUACGACUCGGUGGGCGUAAUGUUCGCCUCCAUCCCGGGCUUCGCCGACUUCUACUCCCAGACGGAGAUGAACAACCAGGGUGUCGAGUGCCUCCGCCUGCUCAACGAGAUCAUCGCCGACUUCGACGAGCUGCUGGGAGACGAGCGCUUCCAGGAUGUCGAGAAGAUCAAGACCAUCGGCAGCACCUACAUGGCCGUCUCCGGGCUGUCCCCCGAGAAGCAGCAAUGUGAAGAUAAGUGGGGUCAUUUGUGUGCGUUGGCUGACUUUGCAACCGCCCUGAACGAGAGCAUCCAGGAGAUCAAUAAACACUCCUUCAACAACUUUGAGCUGAGAAUCGGUAUCGCCCACGGCUCGGUGGUCGCCGGGGUGAUCGGCGCCAAGAAGCCGCAGUAUGACAUCUGGGGCAAGACGGUGAACCUGUCGAGCCGCAUGGAUAGCACGGGCGUCAGCGGCAAGAUCCAGGUUCCCGACGACACCUUCCUCAUCCUCAAGGAGCGCGGCUUCGCCUUCGAGUACCGCGGCGAGGUCUACGUCAAGGGCAUCAGCGAGCAGGAGGGCAAGAUCCGCACGCACUUCCUGUCGGGCCGCGUGCAGCCCAACCCGCUGGUGCUGCAGCCCCGCAAGGUGACGGGCCAGUACUCGCUGGCGGCCGUGGUGCUGGGCCUGGUGCAGUCGCUCAACCGGCAGAAGCAGAAGCAGAUCCUCAACGACAACAACAACUCUGGCAUGAUGAAGGGCCACCACCACUACAACCGCCGCACACUACUGGCGCCAGGAGGAGGAGGUGGGGGCAGCGGGCACCACGCGGAGCCCGGAGACAAGACAGAGCUUUCCUGA